Ctenocephalides felis (cat flea) is the source of this 738-nucleotide messenger RNA. RefSeq lists its product as uncharacterized. The transcript has a single exon. The record is from RefSeq and is a predicted model, not a curated record. Gene Ontology annotation, molecular function: DNA helicase activity. The coding region runs from base 1 to 738 and encodes 245 amino acids. Lineage: Eukaryota; Metazoa; Arthropoda; Insecta; Siphonaptera; Pulicidae. Gene Ontology annotation, biological process: DNA repair; telomere maintenance.
AUGUUACAGUUGCUUGAAGACGAUUCUCAUUGGGAUAAUAAGCUCAAGGAUGACAUCAUAUCCUCAUCUUCGCAUCAAGUGUGUACAUUGUUUGCGAUUAUAAUUCCAACAUGUUUUUCCUCAAAUCUGGAAGAUUUGUGGAUCAAAUACAGAGAUGACAUGUCUGAAGAUAUUUUACAUAGUGCGCGUUGUCAAACAUUCAAUCCGGCACUACAAAUUACUGCAGAAAUUUAUAAUAAAACUUUGAUCAUGAUAGAGGAUAUAUGUUUAUUGAUGGCAAAUAAAGUAUUAUCAUGUUUGGGCCUGACAGCACCAAACCGUUGUGUUCGAUAUGCAUUUAAACAUGAGUUAAGAAAAGAGCAACAGUAUGAUAUUGAAACAUUGACCAAACUAGUUUGCACAGCUAUUCCAAAGUUGAAUGAUCAUCAAAGGAUUAUAUAUGAUGAUUUAAUACAAGCUGUGAACAGUGGAUCUGGGGGGAUUUUUUUUCUUGAUUCUCCUGGUGGUACUCGAAAAACAUUCCUGAUAUCAUUGCUAUUGGCAAAGAUCAGAUCGCAAAAUGACGUAGCUCUAGCAUUGGCUUCAUCAGGAAUAGCUGCAACAUUGUUAGAAGGCGGCCGAACUGCACAUUCAGCAUCGAAGUUACCUCUGAAUAUGCAAAAUGAAACACCAAUUUGCAAUAUCAGAAAAACUAGCGCCAUGGCCAAGAUACUUCAGACAUGCAAAUUGAUUAUCUGA